UUUCCCUUAAGCCGCUCUCGCGCGUUUGUCUGUUCUCGUCGCGUUCGCGUCGUGUCCUACCGAUUAUUUUCUCCUUCCUCCCCCCUCCCCGCCCGCGCACGAGAUCGUCGACACGGUAGAGAGCCGCGCGGUAUACACACGGACGUGUCGUUGUAGCACCGAGUGUCCCGCUUUUAAAAGUAAUUGCCCGGUGUCGAGUCCCAGGAUGGCGUUCAACGGAGACGGACCACACUCCAAGAGGCAGCGACUCGAAGAAUCUGGUCACAGGAAUCACGAGUAUGGCGGGUACGGAGACGAGCCGCGACGUAAAAGAGAAGACAAUAACAAACCAAACCACGUUCUCCUCUUCACAAUUAUUAACCCGGUCUACCCCAUCACUGUGGAAGUGCUGCACACGAUCAGCGCGCCCAGCGGCCAAGUACAACGCAUCGUUAUUUUCAAGAAGAACGGCGUUCAAGCGAUGGUGGAGUUUGACUCGGUGGAAUCGGCGACGAGAGCGAAGGAGACGCUUCACGGAGCGGACAUAUACUCCGGUUGCUGCACAUUGAAGAUCGAUUUCGCCAAGCCCACCAAACUGAACGUAUACAAGAACGACGCAGAAAGCUGGGAUUACACGACGCCAACGCUGG
This is a messenger RNA of Apis laboriosa (Himalayan honeybee), 629 nucleotides long. RefSeq names its product heterogeneous nuclear ribonucleoprotein L-like. The record is from RefSeq and is a predicted model, not a curated record. Gene Ontology annotation, molecular function: mRNA binding. Gene Ontology annotation, biological process: regulation of RNA splicing. Lineage: Eukaryota; Metazoa; Arthropoda; Insecta; Hymenoptera; Apidae. Gene Ontology annotation, cellular component: nucleus. The annotation marks the transcript as partial. The transcript has 6 exons.